Molecule: messenger RNA, 4414 nt
Organism: Arachis stenosperma
Lineage: Eukaryota; Viridiplantae; Streptophyta; Magnoliopsida; Fabales; Fabaceae
Product: putative disease resistance protein At3g14460
Exons: 1
Coding region: 199-3921 (1240 amino acids)
Biological process (GO): defense response to other organism
Molecular function (GO): ADP binding
Source: RefSeq, a predicted model, not a curated record
GUACCUACUAGUGUCGUUGCUUUGUUAUCUUCAGAAAUCCCAUUGAAUCACCAAUUAUUUGUUCACACAAUGUGUUCCUUUUUUUUGGGGUAACAGUUCUUCACAAUUUCACUUACUCAUAUACCCACAAGAAGAACUUUGAUACCUUUUACUCUUUGAUACCAUUUCUAAAAUUGGUUUGAUUUUCAUUAAAAAAAAAUGGCAGCAGCACUAGUGGGUGGAGCUUUACUAUCUGCUGCACUUCAAGUGUUGUUUGAUAGAUUAGCUUCAAAGAAAAUGCUUGACUUCAUCAAAGAAAAGAAUCUCAGCCGAAAUUCGGUGGAAAAUUUGGAAAUCAAGUUGUUAUCUGUGAGUAAAGUUUUGAGUGAUGCAGAGAAGAAACAGAUUCAUGAUCCAGAAGUUAAGAAAUGGGUCAAUAGGCUGAAAGAUGUAGCUUUUGAUGCUGAUGAUAUCUUGGAUGAGAUUGCAACUGAAGCUGAAAAAGCUUCAAAUUCAGGUACGGUUCCAAAAAAAUUGUUCCCAAUUUCAUUUAAUUCUUAUUAUAGAGAUCUUGAGAAUAGGCUGGAAGAGAUACUAAAGAGGCUGGGGUUUAUUGUUGCUGAAAAGGAUAAUCUUGGUUUGGUAGAGGGGAAUGUGGACAUGGUGUCACAAAUUGUUCCAACAACAUCAUUGGUAGAUGAAGUUUUUGGGAGGGAAAUGGAUAAGAAGGUAAUAAUGGAAUUAUUGUUAGAAGAAGAUGAUUCAAGUGGUAGUAAGAUUGGUGUUAUUCCAAUUGUGGGAAUUGGGGGUGUUGGAAAGACCACACUUGCUCAGCUUGUGUACAAUGAUAAUAAGGUGGAGGAGCAUUUUGGUCUUAAAGCAUGGAUCGAUGUCUCACAGCAAUUCGAUGUGUUUCAUGUGACGAAGAUGAUAUUGGCCGUGACCGGUUUGUAUAAUUAUGACCUUGAUGACUUGAAUCUGCUCCAGGUGAAACUGAAGGAGAAGCUAUUGAAGAAGAGAUUUCUAAUUGUGUUAGAUGGCGUUUGGAAUGCUAAACCUGAUGAUUGGGAGCUUUUCUGCCGGCCGCUUCAGAUUGGUGAUCAGGGCAGUAAAAUCAUAGUAACAACCCGACACGAAACUGUUGCGUUGAAGGUGGGAACCGUCGAGACUUACUUUCUGAAAGAGUUGGGGGAUGAAGAUUGCUUGAGGGUAUUUGCAAAACAUGCGCUUCUGUCUCGUAGUGCAAAUCAGGAUCAAAAUAUUCAUGUUCUUAGUGGCGAAAUUGCUAAGAAAUGCAGAGGAUUACCUUUAGCUGCGAAAGCUCUUGGUGGUCUCUUAAGAUCAAUUCCUUCUGUUGAUGAUUGGUACAAGAUACUGAAGAGAGAAAUAUGGCAAUUUUCGAAUGAAGAACUUGGCAUUAUUCCAGCUUUGAAAUUGAGCUACUAUUAUCUCCCUUCACAUUUGAAAAGGUGCUUUGCUUAUUGUUCUAUAUUUCCUAAGGGAUAUAUAUAUGAUAAGGAGCAAAUCAUACUGUUGUGGAUGGCAGAGAACUUCAUUGAAACCCCAAAUCAAGGUUUAACAAUGGAAGAAGUCGGUGACCAAUACUUCAAUGAAUUGGUCUCUAGAUCGUUCUUUCAGAAGUCGAGCUUUCACAAAUCGCAGUUCAUGAUGCAUGAUCUCAUAAAUGAUCUAGCAAGAGAUGUGUUUGGAGAAUUUUGUUCUAAGUUGGAAGAUAAGUUCUCUCCACCUGUCAUGGAAAAGACCAGGCACAUAUCCUUUCUAAGGGAUAACUAUGAUCUAGACUUGGUAGAGGAUCUAAAAAUGGCGAAGCGGCUGCGCACCUUCUUAUCACUGAAUUUGUUAUGGCCAUUCUUGGCAUCUACAUCUCAGGAGGUGCCAGUUGAUCAUCUUACAGUGCUAACGUGUUUGAGAGUGCUGUCUCUGAAUGAUUGUUAUGAGAUUAAAAGAUUAUCAAAAUCAAUUGGCAAUCUGAUACAUCUUCGCUAUUUGGAUGUCUCUCGCACUUCAAUAACAAAGCUUCCUGAAUCUGUCUGCACUUUGUACAACUUGCAGACACUGAAGGCAGCAAAAUGUGCUUCCCUUAGGAAAUUGCCGAAGAAUCUGCGUCGUCUCGUUAAUUUGCGAUACCUUGAUAUUCGUGGAACUCCCUUGCAGCAGAUGCCAAAGAAGAUCAGCAAAUUGGUGAAUCUUAAAAUGUUGAGCACAUUUGUUGUAGGCAAAAAUAAAGGAUCAACAAUUCAAGAGUUGAAAGAGAUAUCAAAACUUCAUGGAUCGCUCUCUAUUAACAAGUUACAAAAUGUUGCUGGUUCUGCAGAUGCAUCGAAUGCUAAAUUGGUGGAUAAGGAAUUUCUUGAAGAGCUGAAACUGAAUUGGGAUGGUACAACUGGUCUCAAAGAUUCACAGGAAGAAAUCAAUCUGCUAAAUAAUCUAAGGCCCCAUGAAAACCUGAAGAAACUCUCUCUCCAUUAUUAUCGCGGAACAAGAUUCCCAAAUUGGUUGGGAAAUCAUUCUUUUCAUAGCUUGACAUCUAUGUCUCUAAAUUGUUGUAGGUACUGUAAUUCUUUGCCACCUCUUGGCCAACUUCCUUCCCUUAAGGUUCUUGAAAUCUUGCAGUUUGAUGAGCUGGUGACAAUUGGCAAUGAGUUCUAUGGAUCCUCUGCAUUGAAGCCAUUUCCAUCUUUGGAGAUACUGAAAUUCAUUUGUCUACCGGCAUGGACAAAAUGGCAUUCUCUUCGAGACAAAUCUUUCCCUUGCCUAUAUGAGCUACACAUAGAAAAUUGUCCAUCAUUGAGCGAUGAUUUGCCUCGCCAGCUACAGAGUUUGGUGAAACUGGUCAUCAGAGACUGCCAAAAGCUUGCUGCUUCAAUCCCCAAGGCUCCAGCUUUGCAGGAAAUGGAGAUAACUAAUUGUGACAAGGUAGUUCUAAAGGAAAUACCAAGCAAUCUAGAAUCAUUCAAAGUGAAAGGCUGUGAGAUCAUGCAAUCUACAUUUAAAGCGUUAGAGUACACAGGAUCUCGCCUUCAAAGCUUGGAAAUGUCUAGCUGUUCACGCGACAUAAUGUUUUCGCAAUUGAAACUGCCAAGUUCACUAAGGAAACUUAUUGUCCAAGACUGUGAGAAACUUGUGAUUCCAACUGAGCAACCCAACAAAACAAUUGAAUGGAUAUCAAUAUCAGAAAGUUGUGAUUCAUUAGUAUCCUUCCCAAUGUCCAUGUUUCCCAAUCUCAGUUACCUUUUUCUUAAGGGCUGCAAAGCUCUAACAUCCUUGUUGCCGUCUCAAAACUGUCUCCAAUUCCCAAUUCUUUACUCACUGAGUAUAGUAAACUGUCCUGCUUUUGUAUGUUGUGGUUAUUUUUCAGCUCCCAACCUGACUCACCUUUUGAUUUCUGGUUGCAAGAGCUUGAUCUCAUUGCCAGAGAACAUGGACUUUCUCAUGCCAUCUUUACAAACACUUAUAAUAUACAAAUGUCCCAAAAUUGAGUACUUUCCUGGAGGCAGUCUACCAUCUGGUCUAGCUGAACUCCAAAUAGGAUACUGCGACAAACUUGUUGCGAACCGGUCUGACUGGAACUUGCAAAGGGCGGAGUCUCUGGAAAUUUUUAGCAUAAUUGGAAGAUGUGAGAAUGUGGAAAGUUUCCCUGAUGAUGAUCUUUUACCUGCCAAUAUAGCACAGUUGUUCAUUGAUGGAUUUGUGCAUCUCAAAAGAUUGAACGGCAAAGGGCUUGAAAAUCUUGAUUCUCUGUUAGAAUUUAACAUUAGCAUGUGCCCUCAGAUUCAGUCAUUGCCAGAAGAAGGGUUGCCUAAUACACUAAAAUCUCUCAGCAUUUGGGGUUGCCUUUUGCUAAGGGAACGUUGCAAGAAGGACAUAGGGGAAGAUUGGCCUAAGAUUUCUCACAUACCCUCUAUAACAAUUGAUGAAUAAGCAUAAUCAUUUUUAAUGGAAUCUUGUUACAUCAUGUUUGAUUCUCACAUUCUUUCUUGAUUUUUUUUUGAAGUUCCUAUGUAGAAUAAAAGACUGUUCAUUUGAAUUUAUAUGAAUAUGUAUUCAACUUAUUUCCUUUCUCACAUUCUAAAGGGUCUAGUGUUUGUGUUCAAUAGUAUUAUUUCGUGGAAUUAGAAUAUCCCAGUAAAGUUAGUUAAGAAUGGAAGUAGUUCCUACUAUCUUCAGUGAUGUAAGUUUUGUCUUAAUGGUUAUACAUAUUCUUUGUGGGGAUAAGAUGUUUUUUGUGGUUCAUUAAUGUUAUGCGGAGUUAAACCCCAAAAUAGUCCCUGAGAUUGGCGUUUUGCACUAAAAUCGUUUAUGAGAUUUCAAUUACAUCAAUUACAUCCUUGAGAUUGAAAAAAAUGCACCAUAUUAGUCUCUAACCUAUUUUUCAUUAACGACGUGAUGACAUGGCAUGAUGACGUGGACUGUA